AUGUCAGGAGACUACCCACAAGAAAAGUUUGUUAACGCAUCACUCGAGCCGGGCUCGUUUUGGGAGCAAUGGCAGAGCGUAGCUCGCAAAGUCACCAUCCCAGUCCAGCUCGAUCUUCUGCAAAAGACGGGCAGAUACGAGGCAUUCAACCUCAAGCACAUCCCCUACUACGACAUGCCACCUGCCAUCUGGCCGGUCCCCGAUCACCUCUUCUGGGAAUCCGACGUGGCCAAAUGGAUCGAAGGCGCUUGCUAUCACCUCCAAGCGCACCCGGAUCAGGAGAUACAAGCUCAUGUCGAAUACCUUGUCACGCUCAUCGAAAAGGCACAGCAGCCGGAUGGGUAUCUCAACAUCCACUUUGUCGUCAAUGAACCAGAGAAGCGAUGGACCAACCUUCGAGAUUUGCACGAGCUUUACAACUUUGGCCACCUCAUUGAAGCAGCUCUGGCAUAUCAUGCGCAGACGGGAUCGGACAGGCUCAUUACGGUUAUGCUUCGCUUCGUCGACUACUGCUGUACUGUAUUUGGCCUGGAGCAAGGCAAGCUUGCUGGCUACCCCGGUCAUCCCGAAAUCGAGUUGGCACUGUUGCGCCUGCACAGGCGGACAGGCCAAGAAGCUUGCUUGAAGCUUGCCACCUUCUUUCUGAACGAACGCGGCAAAGAUGGUGGGCAGUUCUACAAAGACGAGCAAGCGCGCCGAAAGGAGCAUCCGCACACGAUCCCUGGUAUGAUGCCCAAGCCGUACAGCUUCUGGUACAUGCAAGCCCACAAGCCAAUCGCCGAGCAAGACACGAUCGAAGGCCAUUCCGUCCGUGCAAUGUACCUGCUCACCGCAGUUCAAGACCUUGUUGUAUCGCCUGCUGCCGGCAAGUUCACCUCGCAAGAGCAAGUCGACGGGCUUUCGAAGGCAGCACGCCGGUUGUGGGACAGUAUGGUGCGAACAAAAAUGUACGUCACCGGUGGAAUUGGCAGCAUCAAACAGUGGGAAGGCUUCGACCUCCCCCACUCUCUUCCCAUCAGCACCGAUGAAGGCGGCUGUUACACCGAGACCUGUGCGGGCAUUGGCUUGCUCAUGUUUGCCGAUCGUCUCCUGCACCAAAAGCUGGACGGUGGUGUCGCAGACGUAGCAGAACGGGUCUUGUUCAACUCGAGCGUCACUUCUGGUAUGUCGGUGGAUGGUAGGUCCUUCACCUACGUCAAUCAGCUUGCAAGCUCACACCAAGAGCCUUGUGAGCGCUUUGAUUGGUUCGAAUGCGCGUGCUGCCCUCCGAACGUGAUGCGCACCUUGGGUUGUUUGCAAGGAUACUUCUUCGGAGGCAUUGCUGGCAAGCCCUCGGACCUUGGUGUUCACCAAAUCUUUGCUGGUCACAUCAAUUAUCUCGGUCACGAGGUCAAGAUUGAGACCAAGUAUCCUCUGGACGGCUCGGUCACGGUGCAUGCGGCCAAGAUUACUCCGUCCGGCACAAUCUGGCUCCACAUUCCAGGCUGGGCACAGUCGGACUUCACCUUCUCCGAGCCACAAGUCAAGCUCGUUGAUGGUUACCUGCCCAUUACGAGCACCGGAAGCUAUCACCUGCAAUUGCAGCUCAAGCCACGCUUCCUCUACUCGCACCCAGAUGUUGGGCCUGCGCGCGUCACUCUCGCCUAUGGACCUUUGAUCUACUGUAUCGAAGAUAUUGACAAUGCCUGGGUCAACGAGCUUCCGGAGAACGAGCAGCAUUUCAAGCAUCUCUGCUUGAAGCCACCAACCGACGAUUCCAGCGUGCAAGUAUCCGCACCCGAUCAAGAUGGCAUCAUCAAGUUGACGUUGCUCAAUGCCGGCUACACGCUCAAAGUCGACGACGCAGUCGGUUUCGCAGCUGCCUUUGAGAAAGAUAAUCUGCCGGGUUACUAUGAGCAAUCAGGUCGAGGACGUGACUUGACCUUUAUACCCUACUACGCUCGAUGCAAUAGGCCGGGUACAAAAGGUAGAAUGCGUGCCUCGCUUCGACUCAAGGCGUGA
Molecule: messenger RNA, 2001 nt
Organism: Sporisorium graminicola
Lineage: Eukaryota; Fungi; Basidiomycota; Ustilaginomycetes; Ustilaginales; Ustilaginaceae
Exons: 1
Coding region: 1-2001 (666 amino acids)
Biological process (GO): carbohydrate metabolic process
Source: RefSeq, a predicted model, not a curated record